Messenger RNA from Amyelois transitella, 613 nucleotides. RefSeq lists its product as uncharacterized. Bases 128 to 556 code for a protein of 142 amino acids. The record is from RefSeq and is a predicted model, not a curated record. Lineage: Eukaryota; Metazoa; Arthropoda; Insecta; Lepidoptera; Pyralidae. The transcript is spliced from 2 exons.
UUCUAUGUUGUCUGUCAGUCAAUGUCAUUGUCGCGAUUUCAGUUCUAUUUCAAUGAAAUAAAUAGAUUUAACCUCACACUGAAAUGAAAUGAAAUUUUAUUUUUGAAGGAAAUUAAUUAAUAAAAUUAUGAAUAUGUCUAAAAAUUUAACUAUUUUAAGGACAUCACGUCUCUUCAAUAGACCAUUCAGAAAAUUCAGCAGUAAAGUAGAAAUUGAUGAAAAUGCACCAGUUAAAUUCUCGACAAGUCCUGCUGCUAAGAAAACAGUAAUGCCCGUGAUGAGAAAGACAAGUAAUAUGCCUUGGUAUCAACCUUAUAGCGUGGUAGGCAGUAUAGCUGUAUUUCUUUUAUACUUCUGUGUACUCCGAGAAGAGAGUGAUUUAGAUUUGGAAUUCAAUAAAACAUUGUAUGACAGAAUCAAAGGCUUGGAAAAAGAACAGCUAUUACAAUCGUAUAAAUUUAACAAAGAACAUGGAAAAGAUACAGCAGAUAUAGAGAAGCGGUUGAAGGAAAUUGAAAUUGAAGAAGCAAAGGCAGCAGCUGAUGUAGUAGGUUAAGUAGUGCUAGCACAUAGUAUUUGUAGAUUUGUUAAUAAAUUAUUGAUCAUUUGUUAA